AGCCACAUCUCGCGAGACUUCCCCGUCCGUCUCCUGCUGCUGAGCGCUCUCCCACAGCUCCUGGACUAACGUGAGAGCAGACAGCAGCAGCGCCAGCAGAGGUCCCGACCAUGCCAGCUCCAGCCCAGGACCGAUGCAUCCAUGCAAACAGCCUUAGUGGGACCGCCAUUGCAUCAACCUCACUAAUCUGAAGCUGGAACCAGAGGAUCACCAUCUUUAAUGGCUCGCUUGUCAUAUAUGCGGAUUAAAUACCUCUUCUUGUCAUGGCUGGCGGUGUUUAUUGGCAGCUGGGUGAUAUAUGUUCGAUACAACUCGUACACGGAGCUCUGCAGGGGACAUGAGUGUAAAGCUACCAUUUGUGACAAAUACCGAAAAGGGAUCAUUGACGGAUCAGCCUGUGAAGGUCUCUGCUCCAAGGAAACAAUUUAUUUUGGGAAAUGUUUGUCGACCAAGCCAAACAACCAGAUGUACCUGGGAAUCUGGGGGAACCUGGAAGGGGUGAUAAAGUGUCAAAUGGAAGAUACAUUACAUCUUGAUUUUGGAGCUGAAUUAGAGCCAAGGAAGGAAAUUGUACUAUUUGACAAACCAACGAGAGGUACCACCGUCCAAAAGUUCAAAGAGAUGGUACACAAUCUUUUUAAAACAAAAUUAGGCGACCAAGGUAAUCUCCGUGAUCUAGUAAACCUCAUCUUAGCAGCGGCAGAUGGUAAUAAAGACGGGCACGUGUCUCUUCCUGAGGCCAAAUCCGCAUGGGCACUUCUACAACUCAAUGAGUUUUUGCUGAUGGUGAUCCUUCAAGACAAGGAGCACACCCCAAAAUUACUGGGAUUCUGUGGGGAUCUAUACAUAACAGAGCGUGUACCGUACACCUCACUGUAUGGAAUAAGUCUACCGUGGAUUUUUGAAAUAUUUGUUCCUCAAGGACUGCGAAAACGGAUGGACCAGUGGUUCACCCCAUCCUGGCCUAGGAAGGCCAAGAUAGUGAUAGGUCUUCUCGAAUUUGUAGAAGACAUUUUUCACGGACCUUACGGAAAUUUUCUUAUGUGUGACACAAGUGCCAAAAACUUUGGUUAUAACGACAAGUAUGACUUGAAAGUGGUGGACAUGAGGAACGUUGUUCCAGAUAUGCACUUGAAGGACACAAUCAAAGACCGGCCAUGUGAAGUGGACUCCGACUGUGUUUAUGGUACUGACUGUAGCACUGUGUGUGACCAAAGCAAAAGGAAAUGUACCGCAGAUGUAAGCCAACCAAAUCUAGCAAAAAUUUGUCUGUUAGUGAAGGACUACCUAUUUCGAGGGAGCCCUUCUGAAAUACGAGAAGAACUAGAGAAACAAAUCUACUCCUGUAUUGCCCUGAAAGCUGCUACCAAGAACAUGGAGAUGCAACAUUCAUUAAUUUUAAAUAACUUAAAAGCUCUUUUAUGGAAAAAGAUCUCACAUACUAAUGAUUCAUAAUGUCUGGGAAAUGUUUCCACUCCCAUACAACCGAAACUGCGGGGGGUGUUUUAAAGUUAAGUUACCUUUUUAUGUAACAUUUUUCAUUUUUUAUUUUUUUUCUCUUCUUCUAAUAUCUUCACCUCUUUAAAUCUGGUGACAAUACAAAAAAAUAGUAUUUCUUCAUUAAGCCAUUCAUGUGUCAAAUUUUCCAACAAACUGGUGUUCCAUUUUACGGUCAACUUGUCAUUGACAUCAAGCGUCGACUCAUUGAAUCUUGCUCCAAAGGGACUGGUAGCACGUGAUAUGCACUUAUGUUGCCUCAGAUGUUGGCAAAAACUCGUCAUUCAUAUGAUCAUGUCUUAUUUGCUGCAUUUGGGAUGUUACAAUGCUGUGAAAUUUGCCUCCUUCUAAUGGUGUAACUUAAGGCGUUUUUAUAGAACAUGAACUCUAUUAUAAUAAUUUUUUUUUUUUUUU
Molecule: messenger RNA, 1911 nt
Organism: Bufo gargarizans (Asiatic toad)
Lineage: Eukaryota; Metazoa; Chordata; Amphibia; Anura; Bufonidae
Gene: DIPK1A
Product: divergent protein kinase domain 1A
Exons: 6
Coding region: 220-1455 (411 amino acids)
Source: RefSeq, a predicted model, not a curated record